AUGUCGACCAGAGUCACGACCAAACGAGCUUCUGCUUUGACCGUUUCGACGCCUUCCGCCACUACACCUUCUUCGUACACGCGCUCCCAGGCGCAGCAGCUCGGCAGCGGUAGCAGCAGCAGCACCAGCACCAGCACCGGCAACCGCACCACCGGCACCAGUCUGAGCAGUCUCACCGGCAGUAGUCAGCCCCAGCACCCGUCCAACAAGUCCAAGGCUCCCUCGGACGAGUUCGAAGAAGCCUGGUUACUCUACAACCAACAGGCGCCGGCCUCGACCUCGUCCUUGGUCAUAGCAACCCCGCCCUUGCCCCCAAAGAGCUCGAACUCGUCCACGACGACGGCGACGACGACGACGAUGAUCAACUCGCGGAGACCGCCGCCACCGCCGACGACUUCGGCCUCGACGCAUGUCGAGUAUCGCGUCGACCGCUACCACGUCGAUGGAGUAGAACGCGAGGUGUUGACGAUCGAGGAUACGCCCGAACCCGUGCCAUCGACUUCACGCCACAACGGCAACGGCAAUGGCACCGCGAACUAUUCCCACGCGCCUACGCCUUCUUCCUCCAAUCCGGCCUACUUGUACCCCCACCCACCACCGGCACAAGGGCUAGGCUCCAGCUCCACGAACGCCACCUACUACUCGAACGACAUCAAACCAAACGCCAACGGCGUUGGCGCGGGAACGACCAACAAGCGACGACGGAACAAUGAACUUGGCGCCUACGUCGACGACCACCAGCAUGACUAUGCCGCCCGUGCACCCCCCCACAACCUCGCUCCGGGCACGACAACAACAACGACGACGAGCUCGUCUAGGACAGCAGCCGCACCGCGGUACAAACAACCCCCGCCGCCGGGCGCCCCGACGACGUCAUCGAAGAAUGCACUUUCCUCCUCUGUCUCCAGGAAACGCAAGCUCGAUGAAGUCACAGAGGUUCGUUUCUUGUUGUCCGGCCUUGAGUUCAUGCUUGGUUUACUCAACUUUUCCCUACGCCCGUACAGCCGACUGCGGACAAGGACGGGCAUUUCAUUAUUGUACCGGGGAAUAAAAUCAUCGAUGCACACACGCAGGUGUCUUGUGAGUACAGAGGUGCACGGUGCGACGCACACGCUUUGUCGCGAUACGCUCUGACGUGGUCCUUCCCUUCUCCUCACAGACACGAUCGACCGGUCACUGGGCCAAGGAACAUUUGGCAAAGUCGUUGCUGCCAAAAGCUCGGCCACGAACGAGAUGGUCGCCGUCAAAGUCAUGUCAGUAUCGUAGAUCUGCUUUUUCGAUGCGAUCGUUUCUUGGGGGCUCGUACUGACGAUCAACCUUGAAUUCAUCUACACAGUCGAGCGAUCCCAAAAUAUCGAGAAGCUGCCAAAGUCGAGAUCAACGUGCUCAAGCGGUUAGCGUUCAGUGAUCCGCACAAUCAACAGUGCGUACCCCGAACGCCUUUCUUGUCUUAUUCCAUUAUAGUGCUGACGCCGCAUACAACAGCCAAUGUAUUCAUAUGCUAUCCUCGUUCGACUUCCGUGACCAUACCUGCAUCGUCUCCGAACUGUUGUCCGUUUCCGUAUUCGACUUUCUCAAGGACAACGGCUACGCACCGUUCCCUUUCAGCCAUGUGCAGUCUUUUGCGCGGCAACUCCUCAAGAGUGUAGACUGUGAGUUGUGGUUUAGUUUCUGAGACUUUGGCGGAUUUGACGGCUGAUCUCACUUCGGUUCGUGUGUGCAGAUGUGCACAAAGAGCAUUUCAUCCACACCGACCUCAAGCCGGAGAACAUCUUGCUCGAGGAACGGGCGGCUAAAUGCAUCGACAACCCUUUUAAUGUGAGCUUUGCUGUCGGAUCGAUUGUCUGGCAUCCGAAUUGGCGACUGAUUUCGCGUGAGGACAUCAUCGCUCUCAGCCCAAGCACAAGACAAGACGGAUCCUCAAGAACUCCAAAAUCCGGCUAAUCGACUUUGGGAGCGCGACCAAGCAGACGGAGUACCAUGCCACGGUUGUUUCAACACGGCAUUACCGUGCACCCGAGAUCAUUUUGGGUACGUCCUUGGACGGGUGUUUGAGCCAAGUGCUCAAGCUCGUUGCGAGACGGUACUGACUUGAUGAACCGCACGGUGCGUCCUUAGGUCUGGACUGGUCGUUCCCCUGCGACGUUUGGUCCAUUGGAUGCAUUUUGGUCGAGUUCGUCACUGGCGAGGCGCUGUUCCAAACACACGAGAACCUCGAACACCUCGCCAUGAUGGAACGCGUCUUUGGCAAGAUGCCACCGGCUUUGGCUGUGUCGGCUCUCAAGUGCGUCCCGUUACUCCUUCAACUUUCCGCAGAUUUCUGGUACUGAUAAGAACUUUGCUUUCUAUCUCACAGUAAAGAGAAGAAGAACAUGCAAAGCUCGCGGGAGAAGAACAAGGUCGCCCCCGAUGUCUCUAACUGGUUGGUCGAGGCCAGCGGUGCAUCACGAGGCACGUACCGAGUCAACUUCCCGACCGCUGCGACGGCGAAACAGAGCAAGAGAUUCGUCGAAGGCAUGAGGUCACUCGAGGUGGGUCUUUGUGCGCUGUUGCGAGGUGCGUUCGGGAAGUGCUAAUUCAAGGUCUCGUACACGACCUAAUGCACAGCGAACGGUCAAGGACGCGUGCGCCUACGCCUACGACGACGUGGCGACCAAUAAAGCCCCUUUAGUCGAAUUCAUCGACCUCCUCCGCCAACUCCUGCAAUGGGAUCCCGCGCACCGGAUAGAGGUCAAGGACGCGCUCAAGCAUCCUUUCCUCACCGUCGAGAUCAAGGAUGAUGUCAUGCGGGCUUGGGGGACGAACACCGAAUGA
This is a messenger RNA of Microbotryum saponariae, 2814 nucleotides long. NCBI's taxonomy places the organism in Eukaryota, Fungi, Basidiomycota, Microbotryomycetes, Microbotryales, Microbotryaceae. The record is from the annotation of a GenBank genome assembly.